AUACAAAUCACUUGUAGUGAAAUCAAUCAGAAGUGGAAUGGGGAAGUCCUUUUUUGUAGAAAAAUGUGGCUCACGACUUUCUUCUCAUUUGGAUGCUAAUUAUCAAACAAAUAUGAGUAAUAGUCAAAACAAGAACAGUGUUGUUAUUGUUUCUGUGCAUGGGACAAUGGUUAACACUGAUGCAAUAGUUGAAAGAUUACUUCAAUUUGAAGAAAGACCUAAUGCUUUUUUCCCUAGAAUAUAUCAUUUUGAUAUCACACCAAUGGUUAGAGAAGGACUGGAUUCAUUCCUAUUUAACCUAGUUGUUCUGGGAUCAUUAAAAACGAGUACGGGAAAAGUGUGGAGAAUGAAUAACAAUGAUACAUGUAUUAUUGAAAUAACCAUAAACCAUUCUGAUGAACAAUCAAACAAUGAAGGUUCUAGAGGAAGUCAAUGUUACAGUAUAGUUGCUAACAUGCUUCCAUGUAUUACAUGCAUUUCUCCCAACAAGGUUUUGAGUGUGCUCCAAAGUCAAGAAGUUCUUAAAAAUAUUUGGUAUGACAAUGGAGAGCACAAAAAAUCCUCAACGCAACGUGUUUGUCAGUAUUUACAAAUGUAUGACACAAAUAGAUCCAUAUUGAAUACGUUCACUUACAACCCAACUCAUCCUGCUGUAAAUCUUCAAAAUAGUUUAAAGAUAUUACUGAAAUAUUGUGGAGUCCAAGAUCCUUGCUGGAGUGAAUUGAGAAAUUUUAUCCAUUUUUUUAACACACAACUUAUUGACUGUGAGCAAUGUGCUUUUACAAGCAUUCAUGUUGUUGAAGAUUUAAGAGGAUUUAAAAUAUUUGUUAUUAGUUUCCUGUUAGAAAUGGCACAGGAUUUCUCAACUCGCUCAAUAUCAUUAGAUGAUUAUUAUGAUUCUAGUGAGCUAAUGAUUCAGCUUAAAAGAAAAUGGGAACACAGUUCUCAUCCUUACUUAUUCUUCAACCAAGACCAUGUCACAAUGACGUUCUUUGGAUUUAACAUUGAUUUAAAUGGUAACUUACUAGAUCCAGAUCGUCAAACCAUAAUAAAACAAAGCAUAAUGACAAAAGAUCUUUAUGCUGAUUUGAGUCGUCAGAUGCGAGGUACUGAAUGGGGGUGUUUGAACACCAAUUAUAAAACAUUAUCUCGGACAUCAAAGUUAGACAUACUUUGUCGUGUGAUUGGUGUGGAAAGUUUUGAUCCAGACCCUUCAUAUGAGUUGACUGUUGACAAUAUGAAGAAAAUUCUUGCUAUUCAUAUGAGAUUACGAUGUGAUAUUCCAGUGAUAAUGAUGGGAGAAACAGGUUGUGGUAAAACAAAACUGAUUAAAUUUAUGUGUGCUCUUCGAGCUGGAAAAAAAGGAAUUCAAAACAUGUUACUUGUCAAGGUUCAUGGAGGAGUGACUCAUCAAGACAUACUCAUAAGAAUUGAACAAGCAAAAUGUUUAGCAAAAGAAAACUAUGAGAGUUACAAGAUAAAUACAAUUUUGUUUUUUGAUGAAGCAAACACAUCUGAUGCGAUUGGACUUAUUAAAGAAAUAAUGGUAGAUAAAAGAGCAGAUGGUAAACCAUUAGGAUUAGCUGAGUGUGGACUUGAAAUAAUUGCUGCUUGCAAUCCUUAUAAAAAGCAUUCUGAAAAUAUGAUAAAAAAAUUGGAAUCUGCUGGUUUGGGAUAUCAUGUAAAUUCCAAGUCUACAUAUGAAAAAAUAGGUGAUAUCCCAUUGCGACAGUUGGUUUAUCGUGUACAUCCUUUACCAACUAGCAUGGUUCCACUUGUUUGGGAUUUCGGUCAAUUGGAUUCUGAGACUGAAGAAGCCUAUGCAAGACAAAUAAUCUUAAGAUUUGUAAAUGAAGGAAAGCUACCAUAUGACAAUCUGUUUUAUGAGUUGAUUGUUUGUGUACUUAAAGAAUCUCAAGCUUAUAUGAGAAGACAAAAGGAUGAAUGCAGUUUUGUUAGUUUGAGAGAUGUAGAAAGGGCAUUAUUAGUAACAAGUUGGUUUUACAUGAGAAUGGACCUAUUUAUAAACAAUACUGACAAUAAGUUCACUAAUUAUAACAAAAUGCAAUUGGCAAUAAUUUACUCAUUAAGCGUAUGUUAUAUUGCAAAAUUAGAAGACCGUGAUUCUUAUCGUAAAUAUAUUUCUAAGUUCUUUACUGGUCAUUUCAAGUUGAUAAAUGGUGCUCAAGAAAUUAAAGACAAAGUCGUUAGUCUCCAAAAAAAAAUUUUGAAUGAAAUAAAACUUGAAGAUAAUAUUGCACAAAAUGAAGCUUUAUGUGAGAAUGUGUUUAUGAUGGUUAUUUGCAUCGAAUUGCGAAUCCCUUUAUUUGUUGUUGGAAAACCUGGAAGUUCAAAGUCUUUAGCAAAGUCUAUCAUUCAGGAUUGCAUGCAGGGAAACAUGUCAAAAUCUCGUCUGUUUAAAAAUUUUAAGCAGAUUUUUAUGUCUUCAUACCAAUGCAGUCCUCUUUCAACAGCUGACGGAAUAAUAAAUACAUUCAAACAGUGUAGUCGAUUUCAGGAAGGUAAAGAUCUUGAAACUUUUGCUUCUGUUGUUGUACUAGAUGAGGUUGGUCUUGCAGAAGAUUCUCCACGUAUGCCUCUCAAAGCAUUGCAUCCAUUAUUAGAAGAUGGUACUGAUGGUUCUGAAGAACUUACACUUGAUAGUUCAUCUCUUAAAAGCAAAAGAGUGGCCUUUAUAGGCAUUUCAAACUGGUCCCUUGACCCUGCAAAAAUGAAUAGAGGAAUUAUGCUAUAUAGAGGACAGCCUAAUUUAGAUGAACUAGUUGAAACUGCAAGGAAUAUCUGUUUUAAUGAUAAAUACGUUUUUGGAAUGAUUGCAUCUUUAUUUGAACCUCUAACAAAGGGAUACUUAGAAGUUUAUGAAAAGCAAAACAAUUGUGAUAUCAUAAAAAAGUACAGAAAAGAAGAAUUUUUUGGGUUAAGAGAUUUUUACAGUUUGUUAAAGUUAGUAUUCUGCUUUGCUCGAAAACGGCAAAGUACUCCUACACAUGCAGAUAUUGAACAUGCAGUUAAAAGAAAUUUUAGCGGACUUCAGGAACUUGAUACAUGGAGUAUCUUUAAAUCAUAUCUUCCAUAUGAUUUUUCUGUGUCAAAAGAUACGGAAGCAGGUAUUUCUGCAUUGCGUUUAAUUGCUGAUAGUUUUGCUGAUGUAUGUCCAUGUUAUGAAUAUCGUUUAAAUUCUGAAAAGACUGAUAAAGCACAUUGUUUAAGUUCUCGCUAUCUUUUGUUAAUGACCGAUGAUUAUGCUGCUUUACCAAUAAUUGAGCAGCAUUACUUGAAACCCAAUCAAAAAAGUACUGUCAUUUUCGGAAGCAGCUUUCCUAAGGACCAACAGUUUACUCAGGUAUGUCGUGAUAUAAAUAGAGUUAAGAUAUGUAUGGAGACUGGCACUAGAGUUGUGUUGUUAAACAUGGAAAAUUUAUAUGAAAGUCUUUAUGAUACAUUAAACCAGUAUUAUGUAUCACUUGGAGGAAAGAACUAUGUAGAUUUAGGCAUUGGAACUCACAGAGUUAAAUGCAGAGUGCAUGAAGAUUUUAGACUUAUAGUGAUUGCAGAUAAAGAAAAUGUGUACAGUACCUUUCCUAUACCUUUGAUAAAUAGACUUGAGAAACAUUUUUUAACUGUAUUGAAUGGAAUGGAACAGUCUCAGAUAGAACUUGCCAAGAAGCUUAAAAGAUGGGCUACAGAUUUUUCUAGCAUAUACUCACUCACACAUGAGUUCAAACCAUCAGAUUCAUUUAUUGGAUACAGUGAAGAUAGUUGCGCUUCAAUUGUAAUUAAACUUUAUCAAAAGUAUGUUGGGAGUAGUGAGGUUGAACAUGAUAAAGUUGGUGAGGUUGAUCAUGAUAAGAUUUUCGAAGAAAGUUGUCAGGUUUUAUUAAAAUUAGCUACUCCUGAUUCUUUAUUGCGUGUUGUGAAAACAAGUUUGAGAGACCAUUUUGAGUAUUAUUGGAAUAUUUACUUUAAUGAACAGUUUCAUCAUUCUCUGGCAGCAUAUCUUAUCAAUGAACUUGAUAAUAUAGAUAGCAAAUUUAUGCAGGUUACAACAUUUUCACGACUUUUAUCUCCAACUGACAAAGAGAAUUUAAACAUUGAAUUAAAUGAUUUCAAAAUUGAGAUGAUUUCCCUUAUGCAGUUUCAAACAGAAAAAUCAUUCAGAGAUUGUCUAAGAGUUGUGUGCAACGCUGAAAGUAAUAAGAAACAGCUUCUUAUUGUUCAAGCAAAUAAUGCUCAGGAGAGGAGCAAAUUAAUUGCAUGUGCACAAUACAUUUGUAAAGAGUCACAAAAACAAUUUAGAUCAAAGAACAUAUCUGUUUUAUUUAUCCUGCAGUUGAACUAUAAAGCUAAACGCCUAGACUUAUUGAGCUCAUUGUCAUUCUGGGAAUGCUGCCAUAUUGAUGAGUUACGCAGCUCAAACUUGCCUUAUCUUAUAAAAUAUUAUGGAAAAUCUUUAAAAGAAAUAAUUAGCCUUGAUGAUCUAAAACUAAAAAUGGUUCAACUAAUAUUAGGAUGUGUACAAAUGACUAUUCGACGCCUAAGUGAAAUGAAGCAAAUGACAAUUGAAGAAAUAUCACAACGAAUUGAUAUUAUAGCAAAUCUUUUAACAAGUAAACCUGAUGAUAUUCGAUACAUGUUUAUAACAACUGUAUUGCGGCUGUUAGAAGCUGGCUUAGCUGCAGAAGAAAGCAAAUGGCAUCCUGAUUAUGUUACAAAUUGGAUUCAAAAUGAAGCAAUAGAACAAAAGUAUCAACCAUCAUAUGGAACAUUUAGACAUGCAUUAUUCUGUUAUAUGGAAGAUCGUAUUGUGCCUGUUCUCACGUCCAUUGUUUCUAGUAUUGAUAGAUUUCGUAAUCUUGAAAUUCUUCACAAUGAACCAGAAUAUACAAAGCUUUGGCUGGAAUUAUUUUCUAAGUUCACUGUUAUCUCUAACAAUGCACCCAAUAAGUUAUUGGAUCCAUAUUUUAGUUGCAAGUUUCCAUUUUCAGAUAGAAUUUUCAAAGAAAUUAAUGAUGCAUUACAAAAUUGUUUACAACCAGAUGCAACACAUGAAACACAUGAAUAUAAACAUAUAUAUGACACAAUUGAAUCAUUACCAAUGGCAAGUCUGAUUAUGGGGUCAACAACUAUGGAAGUCGAUAGUUAUUUGUUUGACAUACUACGAAUAAAGUAUCCUGAUCAUUUGCAAAGUUCUGAGCAAGGCCUACACUCUUACAAAAUCUUGGCAUAUGGUUUGAUUUCUUUUACGAAUUCUGUAGUUAUUUCAAGAAAUAAAUACUUUGAUGCUUGUGGUAUAAAACUAAAUGAUAUAAUUAAUAACACUAACUGUGAUAUAGUCUCUAUACACAUUGCUUUGAACACUAAAAUAUUUGAAGAAAGACUCAAAAGUAUUUCUUUGAUGCUUAUCCUUCAACCAAAAUUAAAAGAAGCUAAAUUAGGUCAAGAAUCAGAAAUAGAUAUAGAUGUUCAUUUAAUGAAUCAUUUUCUAUCUCAUCUUGCUUCUAAAUGCUUCUCUCCUGGUGUCAUUGAGGAAAUUAGAAAAACAAAAGUGUUGAUCAAUUGUGUUUUUGAUUCUGUUAUCAAAAGUAAAUGCAAUAAUGCAACAAAAGAAAUGGUGGAAAAAUUACAAAUUCGUUGGUGCAGUUUUAGAAUCUGUCAAAAGUUUUCAGAUGUUGUGUUUCAAGCCUCUACAAGUUUUUGUAAUCAUCAAAUUGAUUUGUUAACCUCACUGUGGAAGAAGUUGGAAACUCUUCCAAAUGAUAUGCUGACCUGUGAAUCAUGGUAUAUAGUUGAAGAAUUUUUAAAAGAAUCUCUCACAAUCGAUUAUUCUAACAUUAGCGAAGAUUGCUCUGUUAAUAAUUGCAAUGAGGCAUGUAAUACUGACUUUAAUGAUAGAGAUAUAUAUAAAGAAAGUUUAGAAAGAAGACAUACGGUUUUUGAAAAAGAAGAAUUCAAGAAGCGAUGCAUUUCAUUUUAUGCUGAAGUUGUUGCUGAGUUUUGCUUUUCAAGAAAAGAUUUUGAUAGAGUGGAUACAAAUGUCAUUGAAAAUAUUCUGAAUUAUGUUUUUUCUUCUGAAACCACUAAAGUAUUUUCACCAAUACCAGAUUAUGCACUUGAUCCAACUCCUGUUAUUCGUUCAUUUUUACUCCAACAACUUCUUCAAAGGAGUUACAAUGAGGUCCAAAAAUAUCUCAGUCACCAUUUAGCAAUGUUAUUUUCACAUACAGAUCAAAGUCAGCUUCUUGAAGUUGCAAAACUUUUUAUAUAUUGCAUGGAGGAUAAAAAAGAAUUGGAUUUUUCUACGUUAAUAAAGGAGACUGUUAUUAACUCGGCUCUACUUGAAUAUGUAUCAGAUGAAUUGGUUACUGGAUAUAAUUUUGCUCAGUUAAUCAAACCUGGAGAAUCUUUAACAGAAGUCUUAUUACUUGAACGUGUUGCAGCAUUGCGAAUAUCUUUGACAGUAUCAGCUCAAGUAUUGUGUACCUGGUUUCUUGGAGAAACUUUUAACGAAACAAAAAUUAAAAAAAAUUUUGAUAGCUUUUUGGCCUUACUAACAAAAUUUAUUCUUAAGUAUAAAGACAGUCAACCGUAUUUUUAUUUCUUAAAGCAAAUUGUUCGAAGUUAUGGUAUUCAAGGUUUGAAAGAGAUUGUAAUAAAGCCUGAAGUUGAUUGGCUUCUUAAUCAAGAUGAAAACGUUAACAAUAUGACAAGUUAUGACAAGUUUUUGGUAUAUGGGGAUCAUUAUAAGAAAAUUCGUGAUCGUUUAGUUAUUUGUAUUUUAGAAGAUAACCUGCUUGGUAUAACUCAACUGGAAGAAGAUGAUGAGAAUAAAACAAAUAUUUUUCUUCAAUUAUCAUUGUUCAAAGGAUUAUCCAAUCUUCCUAGCCUUGCAAUUCUCAAAGAUAAAAUAACAAUACAGACAUGUUUAUCUGCCAUAAGAAACUUUUCAACUUUGGAAUCAUAUUCUUCAAUUUUAUAUCAUUUCUGGGUUGUAAUAAAUUCUGGAAAUCCUUCUGCACGUCUUUUUUUGUUGCUGGCCACGCACCCACAACAAGUUUAUAGAUGGUUUCUUCCAGCGAUGCCACAUGAUAACUUAUCAGAUGUUUUUGGCUUAAAUCGUAGUGAUAACAGCAAUUCCUUUCUAUUUUAUGCAUGUCCUCGUGGUCAUCCAUAUGUGAUAACAAAUUGUGGUCGACCUAAUCAAACAUAUGUGUGUCCUGUUUCAAGUUGUCGAUUACCAAUCGGAGGAGAAGGUCAUACACUGCUUCCAACAAAUCAAAUUGUUUCUAAUAGAGUUGAUGCUACAAAACCUGGUCAUUGUUUGGGUCCAGCUUCAGAACGCUCAAAUUUUUCUAUUCCACAGCGUGAAUUGACACCUUUAUCAGUUACACUUCAAAAUUUAUUAGUGCAUCUUUCAUUACUUGUUGCAACAUUGACAGGUCAUGUAGAGCAUGUUGUGAAAUUGGUGCAUCCAGAAGUAAAUUCAAAUUCAAUGCAAAUGUUUCUAGUACAGCACAUUGAUAAAGAUCUUGCUCUAUUGUCUAAUAGAAUUGCAAAGAAUAAUGAUGAUACAAACUCUGCAGUUCACACAUUUUUAAAACACCUGCUAUUAAAUGAUGAACCAGACAACAUAAUGAUGGUUGAUUUAACAAGUGCGCAAAUCAGAAAUCAAUAUGAAAAUGCUUUUGAUCGAAAAUUUAUUCAACCUUUUUUCAAUUCAUUGGAUGAAGAGCUUUUACAAUUUAAUAAAUUUUUGAUGGCAGACCGUUGUAUAAAUGACUCUCCAUUGAUGAGGAAAAUAUUUUAACUAGAUGCAGAACUAGAUUUAGAGGUGCUUGCUUAGGAGAACAUUUUUCUGUUAUUUUUAAAUAAAUUUAUUAAAGUUAGCACAUAAAAUA
This is a messenger RNA of Hydra vulgaris (swiftwater hydra), 7916 nucleotides long. The record is from RefSeq and is a predicted model, not a curated record. NCBI's taxonomy places the organism in Eukaryota, Metazoa, Cnidaria, Hydrozoa, Anthoathecata, Hydridae.